AUGCGGCUCAACAACUUGAUCGUACUCCUCUCAGCCACCACUCCGUUGGUGGCAGCGUCCCCCCUCAGCUGGCUUGGCCUCGCCGCUUGGGACGUUGAGGGUUUCGCCAAAGACAAUCCGAUCGGCCCAACCACGGGCGGAAAAGGGGGCGCCACCGUGACGGUCGACAAUGUGGACGACUUCAAAGCAGCUGUUGCGGGUGACGAGCGCAGGAUUGUCAAGGUCAAGGGGGAGCUCAACUUCACUUCCCGCCCAAAGAUUGGGUCCAACAAGUCCGUCAUUGGCGUUGGCAAGACGGCUCACAUCACCGGCAGCGGCCUGGAUGUGGUCAACUCGACCAAUGUCAUCAUUCAGAACCUGAAGAUCACCUUUAUCCAGGACAAUGACUGCAUCACCAUCCGGAACUCGACCAGGGUCUGGGUGGAUCACAACGAGUUUGCGUCGGACAUUUCCAAGGGCCCUGACUUUUACGACGGACAAGUCGAUAUCAUCCGAGGAUCCGACUGGAUAACCGUGUCCUGGAACUACUUCCACGACCACUGGAAGUCGUCUCUGGUCGGCAACGAUCCCGCAUUCCGCGACAUCGAUUUUGGCCACCUCCACGUCACCUAUCAUCACAACCACUGGCGCAACGAGGGCACGCGUGGUCCUGCCGGCCGCUUUGGGCAUCAGCACGUUUACAACAACCUCUACGUCGACUUCCUGUACCAGGCGAUCCACUCCCGCUCUGACAACCAGGUGCUUGUUGAGGGUAACGUCUUCCGCGGAAAGACGCGCGAGGCGCUCAGCACCUACGGACUCGUCAUCCCGGAGGACUCGCCCAAUACCUGCACAUGCGGCGAUGAGGAGCUGGAUGGGUUCGCAAACCUGGGAGCGAGGAACGACUGGGGCGAUGCUGGGGUGAAUAUCACGCAGGUCGGGACUUUUGUCAAGGCCCCGUACAACUUCAAGCUCACGCCACUGCCGCUGGUUGCACCGAUUGUGAAGACAUGGGCUGGUGUGGGAAAGAUAUGA
This is a messenger RNA of Canariomyces notabilis, 1014 nucleotides long. RefSeq names its product polysaccharide lyase family 1 protein. Lineage: Eukaryota; Fungi; Ascomycota; Sordariomycetes; Sordariales; Chaetomiaceae. Bases 1 to 1014 code for a protein of 337 amino acids. The transcript has 3 exons. The record is from RefSeq and is a predicted model, not a curated record. Gene Ontology annotation, molecular function: pectate lyase activity.